Messenger RNA from Cladocopium goreaui, 2055 nucleotides. NCBI's taxonomy places the organism in Eukaryota, Dinophyceae, Suessiales, Symbiodiniaceae. The record is from the annotation of a GenBank genome assembly.
AUGUUGACAACACUACGUCAGACGUUGCCGGCGGUUGGGAGCUCGUUGAAUUGCCUGACGCAGAAGAUUUAUCUGCUGACUUGGAAGACGCAUCAGCUGAAAUUUCAGUGCAUCAAGAUUUUGUACCUUCUCAGGCCGAAACAUUUUUGGGAGCGUUUUCAGGUGUCUCAGAAAUUGCAUUUGGCUGGACUCUCAGACCAUGUCACAGCGUUUACCUCAGACAGCGUGGUGCACAUGCAGAUACAGCAAACUGAACUCACUGUGCAGCACAUCAUUCCUUCAUGCGUGGUGGCAUGGUUCAAUGCUCUGGAUGGCAGUGACGAGGCAAUGGUGUGCGUUAUCUGCUCACAUGCCUACCGACCAACCAAGCGGUCCAGGACCACCUUCAAGUAUGGGGUAUGGCAUGAACCAGAGGAGUUCCUGCAGAAAGCGCUGGGUGUGAGCCAUCCCAUUGACCAAGAUUCGUUUCUGCAUCAAAUCACCAAGGACGCCAUCAUACAUGUCGUAGGCACCUGCCCAACUAAGCUGGCCAAAGACCGUUUGUCAUCAGUAUUUCACAUCAAAAAGCUGUCCACAGACCUCAAUCCGCAAGAAAAGGAGCUCAAGUCGAACUUGCACCCGGAUGUCAGCAGGUGUGUCGGUAGCAAGAACAUACUGCUCUUUGAAAAGCUUCUUCAACAGUUGAACUACUGGGACAUGGCCGUUGUUGACCUCUUGAAGUUUGGAGUCCCACUGGUGGGUUUGCAAGAGCCACCAAGUGGAUAUCAGCAACUCAUGGUCCCCGCCAGCAUGACAGAGGAAGAGUUGAUGGCAUCAGCUAAGUGGAGAAGAGACAGCAUAAUGCAGACGGCCAGACCAAUAUCCAAACUCGAAGAAGACGCUUUGUUGGAGGCAACCGCAUCCGAGGUGGAGAAAGGCUUCUUGCAAGGCCCGUAUUCCGAAUCUGAGAUGUCUGUGCUGUCGGAAGGCUGUCGUGUGUUGACACUGGCCUUCAGUGCGCUUCUUGAUUUGCUUGGGUGGGAUCACGCCAAAGAAGGUGACAAAGCCCUCAACUUCGCGCCAGCGUUUGACUUGCUUGGAGUAACGUUUGACCUCACUAGCAUGAGCAUGGGCACCCUGACUGUCAAAAACAAAACGAGCCGCAUUGACAAGCUGUGUGAAAUGCUGGAUCAGGUUGCACGGGACAAGUGCAUCUCAGCCGCAAAGGCAAGCGAGCUUCAGGGUCUUAUCAACUUUGCCGUCAGUUUUUAUUUGGGUAGGAGUAUGAGGCAUCUCGUUUCAGCCUUCAUGCCAUUUGCAGAUAAACUUCGUGGCGCAAACCCUGGUGAACUUGAGAACCUUUGCCUGUAUGCUAAAACCAUGCUAUUGGAACAACGCCCACGAGUGCACUCUGUAUUGAACGAAGGCCGCCCCAUAGUCGUCUUCACUGACGGUGCAUGGGAAAGUGGCACUGCUACAGCAGGAGCUGUUCUGAUCGAUGGUGAUGUCAGACUUGCCCUCAAACUUGACGUGCCUCAAGACCUGGUGAACCACUGGCUUGCUUGCGCCGGUGAUCAAAUCAUCUCUCAAGUGGAACUGUGGGGCUUGGUGCUACUCAAAUGGUCGCGCAGAGAACAUUUUCACAAUCGCCGAGUUAUUGAAUGGAUCGACAACGAGUCGGCCAGAGUAUCCGCAAUAAAGGCCAGCAGUAAUUCACCAACCAUGCGAGCUCUGUCACGCUUAAUGGCUGAUGUGGAUCUAUGUUGGCCGUCGCUGUCCUGGACGGAGAGAGUUUGCUCAUAUUCAAACCCUGCCGAUUUGCCAUCACGCGACCGCCUCAAAGAGGCGAUGCAACGGUAUAACUUAGAAGAUGGUGGUACCGUUCAAACCCCGACUGUUUUGGUGAAUGCCUUGCUCCAGCUGUGCAAAUCUCCCUACAUGCUGCUCACAAUAACUGGGGAAAAACACUGAGCACCAUUUGUGACAACUCACCAACGUGAGAUUCACAUCAAGGAAAAAGUGGCAGAUACAACCAACUGUCACUUCAAAAAUGCUUGGUGGCCGAACCAACCUUGC